AUGAGCAGCUUGUCUCCUGCUAUCGCUUUAGCCGUCCGUGAUCGAAGCGCACCCUCUGCUCACACCGUCAACGGGACUUACACGGGCCUUACUCUCGACACCUUCAGCCAGGAGGCCUUUUAUGGUAUACCCUUUGCGAGACCUCCUCUGAGAGACCUACGACUCCGUUAUCCAUUGCCAUAUAACCAGUCAUGGACAGGUUCUCGUAAUGCCACUGUACGGUCGGACUCGUGCCCUGGCUUCGACAAGCCUUUUGCCCAGGGCUUCGCCGACGGCUUAACGAUGGGCGAGAAUUGUUUGACACUUGACAUCGUGAGACCAGCCAAUGUUCAGCCUGGAGAUAACCUCCCCGUCUUCUUUUGGAUAUACGGCGGUGGAUUCAAAGCCGGUGGAUCGGCCGACCCGCGCUACAACACAUCCUUCAUGGUGCGCAACUCGAUGGAAAUGAAGAAGCCAAUCAUCGCCGUAGUGCCCAACUACCGUACAUCGGCAUUUGGCUUGUUGGCAUCCAAAGAAGUCGCGGCGGCGGGAGUAGGCAAUAUUGCCCUAUUCGACCAGCGGGUGGCGAUUAAAUGGGUGUCUGAGAACAUCCGCGCGUUCGGCGGUGACCCUGGCAAGGUCACAAUUGCUGGUGAGAGCGCAGGAGGCUCCUCUGCUGGAUACCAACUGGUGGCAUUUGAGGGGAAGAAUGACGGCCUAUUCAGGAGUGCCAUCUUGGAGAGUUCGAGUUUGCUUGGUGCUUCCAUGAACACCGUCGAGACGCUGAAUGUAACUUACCAAGGGUGGUACGAUAAUAUCACGACAACUGUCGGCUGCAACACAGCUGCGGACUCCCUGGCCUGUCUCCGUACCGUUCCUUACGAGAAGCUCUUCAGCGCCGUGGUCGGUUUCCAGUUCAAACCCUACGUUGACGGAAAAUUCAUCUCUCAGCCUCCCUCCGUCUCUAUCGCAAAGGGCCAGAUCGCUGACGUCGCUCUCAUCAUGGGCUCAAAUACAGACGAGGGCACGGCUGAAUUCUUCACGCCCCGGGGAACUCUGAAUAACGACAGUGACAUCUCUUCUCUGGUUGCGCAUCUUGGCGGUGGUCUCAAUGACUCGGUGGUCGCCAACAUCCUUCGUCUGUAUCCUGACGACCCCAUCCAGGGCUGCCCCUUUGGCACUGGGCCCGAGCGAUUCGCAGACCAGGGCUUCCAGUAUAAGCGUGGUGCUGCCAUUACCGGUGAUGUAAACAUUCAUGCUGGCCGUCGUGCGUACGCCAUCAGCCAUAGCCAGCGCAGUAAGCACCCGAUCUACACUUACCGUUUCGACCAGCCACCGUGGGACAUGCAAGAGGUCGACGUCACCACCACCGCGCCAGUGUAUGCCACGCAUUACACUGAAAUUGUCCAUGUUUUUGAUAAUCCUGAUAAAAACGUCAACUGGAUUGGGCCGUAUCCAAUUAUCUCGGAGCUAGCCACAUUCGUGUCCCGGUCUUGGGUAUCGUUCAUCCAUGAUCAGAAUCCUAAUAACCACGGUCUUGAAGGAAAGCCAGGUUGGCCUGAAUAUAGUGUAUCUAAGCCUCAGAAUAUUGUUUUCAGGGCUGGCGCUAGCUGGGUGGAAGACGACGAUUGGAGAAAGGAGCAGUUGGCGUACUGGAGCACGCUCUGGUCGGAGAUAAUGACGUAG
Messenger RNA from Trichoderma asperellum CBS 433.97, 1665 nucleotides. RefSeq lists its product as uncharacterized. The record is from RefSeq and is a predicted model, not a curated record. Lineage: Eukaryota; Fungi; Ascomycota; Sordariomycetes; Hypocreales; Hypocreaceae.